UUUAUUGUUGACAUUGUUGGCUCAGCUUGAGUGUGUCCACGAAUAAUUUCUUCGCGGUGCACUCCCAUCUUCGGAUAAAGUAUCUUUUUUUGCAAGGGAACUGAUAAGAAUUAGUGCGUCGACUACGUUAAUCAUCGCUCAAAAUGAAUGCGGAUCUAGACCAGUGGAUAGAAAUCACCAAACAUUGUAAAUACUUACCGGAAAAUGACCUGAAAAGGCUGUGUGAUAUCGUUUGUGAUUUGCUGAUCGAAGAAUCGAACAUUCAGCCCGUGAGUAGCCCUGUGACCGUCUGUGGGGAUAUUCAUGGGCAGUUCUACGAUCUGGAGGAGCUGUUCCGCACCGGAGGACACGUCCCGGACACGAAUUACAUCUUCAUGGGUGACUUCGUCGAUCGGGGCUACUACAGUUUGGAGACUUUCACCCGCCUGCUGACCUUGAAGGCCAGAUAUCCGGACAAAAUCACCCUGCUGAGAGGCAAUCACGAAUCGCGACAGAUCACCAAAGUGUAUGGGUUCUAUGACGAGUGUUAUACCAAAUACGGCAACGUGAAUCCCUGGAAGUACUGCUGCCGGGUGUUCGAUUUGCUGACCAUUGCUGCCUUGAUCGACGAGGAGGUUCUCUGUGUCCACGGUGGGCUCAGUCCGGAGAUUAAAACGCUAGACCAGAUCCGGUCGAUCAAACGGGAGCAAGAGAUUCCCCACAAGGGUGCGUUCUGUGAUUUGGUCUGGUCCGAUCCGGAGGACAUCGAGACGUGGGCGGAGAGUCCCAGAGGGGCCGGCUGGUUGUUCGGUGCUGCCGUCACGCGCGAGUUUAUCCACAUCAACGGGCUGGAGCUGAUUUGCCGGGCCCAUCAGCUGGUGCACGAGGGGAUUAACUAUUUGUUCGAUCAGAAGCUGGUCACCGUCUGGUCGGCCCCGAACUAUUGCUAUCGCUGUGGAAACGUGGCCGCGAUACUCAAGUUCAACACGUCCAAGGAUUCGAUGGUGGAGAUUUUUAAGGCCGUCCCGGAUAACGAGAGGGUUAUGCCGAGCCAACGCAUCACACCGUAUUUCUUGUAAUAUAUGCAAAUGUGAAGAAAAUGCCUCUUAACGCAGCGAUUAGUCGUUUAUUGAAAAUUAUGUGUAACCAAAAGUGAAUAAAAUUACGCUAUGAGAUCAAAA
Molecule: messenger RNA, 1160 nt
Organism: Aedes albopictus (Asian tiger mosquito)
Lineage: Eukaryota; Metazoa; Arthropoda; Insecta; Diptera; Culicidae
Gene: PpV
Product: serine/threonine-protein phosphatase 6 catalytic subunit
Exons: 1
Coding region: 144-1058 (304 amino acids)
Biological process (GO): G1/S transition of mitotic cell cycle
Cellular component (GO): cytoplasm
Molecular function (GO): protein serine/threonine phosphatase activity
Source: RefSeq, a predicted model, not a curated record